AUGGCGACACUAACCUCACAACCGCACGACAGAUUUCAGCGCCAUGUCGGCUUUGACAAUGUCCCCAGCGGUGAGACGUCCAAGAAGGCUACCUCGUCCCUCGUACUCAACGUCAGACACGAUGGGUAUCAGCCACGCCGGAGAUCGCGCACCUUCAUGGUCGGCAUUGACGAGCACUCGUACUCAGAUUAUGCCAUUCAGUGGCUUCUAGACGAGCUUGUCGACGACGGCGAUGAAAUUAUCUGCGUUCGUGUUAUUGAAAAGGACGUACGACCUAGCGAGAAGUCAUACCAUAGCGAUGCGCAACAGGUGUUAGAUGGCGUCAUGGCGAAGAAUAAGAGAGGCAGUGCUGUUGCCUUCGUCCUCGAGUACGUAGUUGGCAAGCUACAUGCUACCUUUCAGUCCCUGAUUCAACUGUACCAACCAGCCAUGCUCAUCGUGGGCACACGAGGACGGUCCCUUGGCGGAAUUCAAGGCCUCGUCAACAAUCGCAAUUCGUUUUCAAAGUACUGCCUACAAUAUUCUCCCAUACCCGUCGUCGUCGUGAGACCUACCGAGAAACGGAAUAAGAAAAAAGCUAAGCGCACAAACGACAACUCGCGGCAAACAUAUGUCAGCAUGCUGGCUGCAACCCAUGGCAAACAUGAGGCCGAUAGCGAAGCCAGCAGCAGCUACGAACUAGAGGUUCAAAUCCCGCGCGAAGAGGAGGCGCAUCAGGUGGCAAAGGUGCUGGGUCUGCCCGCCAAGUUCGACCCAACCAUCAAACCCAUCCACGAGACGGUCUUGAUGAGGUCAAAAUCUCCCGACCUCGUGGCCGGCCCCCGGACAAGUGCUGCGCGCCGCGUUUCCACUGAUCCGUCACCGCCCAGCGCUCCCAAUAGCGCUCCCAAUAGCGCUCCCAACAGCGAUGACGAGGAAGAUGACGAGGAAGGAGAGUUUGAGGUCAUGACGGGAGUGGAGGCUCUCAACCAACAGCAGAAACUGGACCAGCUUCACAAAAUGGAAGUCAGCGAGGCAGCCGCGCUCAGGCAGGGCAUUAAUGAGGAAGAGGAUGAGGAAGAGGAUGAGGCCCAGGGGCAGAACUCUGGGAGUGCAUCGUAG
Trichoderma harzianum CBS 226.95 is the source of this 1101-nucleotide messenger RNA. RefSeq lists its product as hypothetical. The transcript has 2 exons. Bases 1 to 1101 code for a protein of 366 amino acids. The record is from RefSeq and is a predicted model, not a curated record. NCBI's taxonomy places the organism in Eukaryota, Fungi, Ascomycota, Sordariomycetes, Hypocreales, Hypocreaceae.